AAUAAAAUUACAAAUAAUUUAAAGGCAUAAAUAUUUAAAAAUGGACAGUGUAUUACGUAGCAAAGUGGAAUCAUGUUGCCGCACAGCCGAGGACUUCACCAAACUCUUCUACACAUCUUUCGACAAACGGCGACAUCAUAUGGGUCGCUUAUACCUUGACAAUGGCUUACUGGUUUGGAAUGGAAAUGGUUCAAGCGGCAAAGACAAUAUACAAAAAUAUCUAAUUGAUUUGCCUACAUCAGAGCACACAAUAACAACCUUAGAUGCACAGCCGAUUGUCGAUGAAGCUGUUGGCGGUCAACUUACUUAUAUGAUACAAGUCGGUGGUACGGUACGCUAUGCAGACGACAGUGCGAGGCCAUUUCAGCAAACCUUCAUUAUUACCGCACAGGAAGAUAAAUGGAAAAUAGCUAGUGAUUGCUAUCGUCUACAGGAUGGGCUGGCGCGAGCAGAAAAUUAGUAAUUCCUUAAUUUAGAACACAUAUAAGCCGCAUUUUUUUAUGAUUAAAACAAAGAUAUGGGAAAAACAGAAAA
Molecule: messenger RNA, 534 nt
Organism: Ceratitis capitata (Mediterranean fruit fly)
Lineage: Eukaryota; Metazoa; Arthropoda; Insecta; Diptera; Tephritidae
Gene: Nxt1
Product: NTF2-related export protein
Exons: 3
Coding region: 41-460 (139 amino acids)
Biological process (GO): protein import into nucleus
Cellular component (GO): nuclear pore central transport channel
Source: RefSeq, a predicted model, not a curated record